UCGAAACUGAGCUUGUUUGUGGGGCUCAACAUUCCCUGUCUUCGUGUAUUGGAAGGUCAUACUUUAUUAGUCUGUGGUCAUAUUGAGUCUGAUAACCAUGUUCGAUGUUGCCCUAACUGAUGCUGGUGCCAAAGUUGUAUUGGCUACUGCGAGUGAUGAAAAACAUCCGCCGGAACACAUGAUAGACGGGAGUGAAGAGACUUUCUGGUCAAGUACUGGACUAUUUCCACAAGAAUUUGUCAUUAGUUUUUCUGGUCUUAUGAAUAUUAAUGCAGUAAAUCUUAAGACAUAUCAAAUACAUAAAAUGAGUAUAGAGCGAAGUGUACAAGCUGAACCUAUAGAUUUUGAAAUUCUGGAAGAAAAAGAAUUUACAGUAACAGACAUGGCUUUACAAGUAGAAGAUUUCACUUUUGAUGAGGCCACCGCUGCAACCCAUCUGAGGUUUGUCGUCAAGUCGGGAUAUGAUCAUUUUAUAUCUGUCCAUCAAGUUAGUGUAGAUGGAACUGCUGCAAGACAGUGACGUCAAUACAGGAUUUGUUUAAUUAUGUCCCAUCUCUUGGAUCUGUGAUGUGGUAAAAACAACUUUUGUAAGAGAACAUAUUUCUUGUCAGUGAUCAUGUCAGAUUUGCGUUUUUACAUGUGUAUAAGAAUUGUGUAUAUAAAUUAUUGAAAAUAGCAUUUGCAAGAAUUUGAAUAUAUUCUUUGUU
This is a messenger RNA of Saccoglossus kowalevskii, 707 nucleotides long. RefSeq names its product intraflagellar transport protein 25 homolog. The record is from RefSeq and is a predicted model, not a curated record. NCBI's taxonomy places the organism in Eukaryota, Metazoa, Hemichordata, Enteropneusta, Harrimaniidae. Gene Ontology annotation, biological process: multicellular organism development; intraciliary transport. Gene Ontology annotation, cellular component: cilium; intraciliary transport particle B; centrosome.